UGAUAACACGGCCGCAAACUUGCCCGACGGAAAUUAAAUAUGAUUGAUUAAGACUACCUUUUUUUUUUAUCAAAGGUAGUUUUUUCUCACAAACUUCAUUUUCAUGCUCACUGAACUCGACCUUUCAACAAGGCAAACUUGAAUAAAAACUUAGAGAUUGUGUCAUUUACAAGCGUGACAACUUCCGGUUUUCCGCGAAAGGAAAUAGCAAGAGCGGAAGCAACUUUUUUCUAGGAACAUCUCGUUAAAUUUGUACUCCUGGAAUGAUAACAUGGCCGGACGGAGCAGAUGGCCGACAAGUGCAUGGUAUGGAACUCAGAGAGAAUCACCGGAGUUCACGAAUGAAGUGGAACCACUCGCUACCAACCAAGAGUUCAUCCAGAAUUUAAUAAAGCUUCCUGAGGAGCUCAGACGACUCCAAAGUGAGAACGAGAGACUAAAGAAGGAAGCGAAUGAAGCGUCGCGUUCAAGGGUAAAUUCGCCUAGCCAGGCAACCAUUAGUGAGAAAUGGUUUAAAGACCAACUGGAAGCCGAGAAACGACAGCUCAGUAGAAAAUACAAAGAAAGGUUUUUAGAAGAACAGAAAAAAUUUCAGCAGCAACUUCAGGCUAACACGGAAACUCUUCAGAAAAACAACAAUGAGUUGAAUAAGAACCUCAAUCAAAGCUCAAAGGAGAACCAGGAUUUGAGGAAAAAAUUGAAAGAAUAUGAGCACCUUCUACAGGAGAGAAGCAGUGUCAGUCACAGAUAUUCCAGAGACUCUCAGAGGGUUAAUUAUGAGCAACAAAUAAUGAAAGCGAGACAAGUCUCCGAAGGAUAUCGCCGAGAGCUCGACAGAUUUAAAGAAAGACAUGCAGCUGUCUCGGAAAGAAGAGUUAGGUCUGAUCAGAGAAGAACUGAAAAUACGUUGAGUACCAACAGACAGUCUCAGCUGGAGAGCGAUUACGUCAUCGAUUUUAAGGACGGCACACGUGUUGAUGCAAUAGACGUCAUGACAAGCAAAUCUGGACGUCGGAGGGGGAGUAACAACACCUCACUGGAGUAUGUAAAGUGCUGUAGAUCGGCCUGCUUCAUAUUCGAGGUAGCCUUUGAAGUUGUUCUCAGGGUGAAAGAGUCCUUCGUCAAAUUCACAUCCAGUGUAAUGGAAACAUUGGCCGCUGAGGCUCCUGCGUUGGGGUCAGAUACGACAUCGUUCCAAAGCAAACUUUGGAACACGCUGUAUAACAAUCCAAAAGGCGAUGUGCAUGCCACUCAGGAUGUGAUCAAUGAGUUGAUGAUUCUCGUCAAAGAAAGAGCGAAGACACACGAUUUGAAUUCACUUGUUCAGGACGUGAAAAGAUCUAUUUCUGAAAAAUGGACUCGUCAUCAGUUGCAAAGGGGAUCUUUUCUCCUUGAAUUCGACUUGGAUCUCUUGUAUAGACUGAAUGGCUAUAUUAAAUAUUGCACGCAGUUUGCAUGGUGUACUAUUACACAGGUUCCUCCUCUGAGAAUUGACUACAAGACCACUGACUAUGACCCAAAAGUCCACGAAGUGAGUCAAGCGUUUAGUCCCUCCGAAGAAAGGAGCCCUUCUCGUCGAGCACUGUACUCAGGGUCACGCAAAAUCAAGUGCUAUUUGUGGCCUACUUUGUUAGACUGCGAUGGAAAAGUUAUCAGGAAAGGGGAAGUGUUGUUGCUAUAACGUGCUGAACGCUUAGACAGCGGAUUGAUUUCAAGUUAUUCCUAACAAGAGACGAGAUUAAACUUGGAAUAAUUUAAUCACAUUUUCUUUCUUAAAGGGGUUUUUUCACAUCCAUCGUCUACGACGUGGAAGUUACUUCAGGUUAUUGAUAAAAAGUAUUGAUUCUUUGUGCUCUUUCAUUCAGUUAGACCUGAAAAAUUUAAAUUCAAACCCCAAAAAUUCGAUCAUGUCGUGGUUCAAUGAGGUAACAUACUUAAGCGGGAGGCAGGCAAGACCAACCAUUAUUUUUGGUAAUAUGACACAGCAUAGUCUCAUCGGUUCAGGUAAAUGUAACAAAAGGACCAUUGCCGUGUGACUUCGCUUGACAUUUCAAAAACCUGAACGAAAGUCACUGUCAUAAAUAACACACAUAGUAUUCUCGUCCAAAGCACCCUAAGUGAUAUCAAAAUGCAAGAUAUUCUCCUGUAAAUGGGACCCCCAUUUACUCUGCAGAAAAAAUGGUUGUCCGAGGAUGAGUAUAGGAACUGCCUUAAUAUCGUUUCCUCGGACCAUUAGGCCAAGAAUUUAUUUGCCUGUUCAUUUGUCCACGUUUCUAAGAACGAAGACACUUUCGUUACCAUUUUGAAAGUCUGCUGACCACCUUCAAGCAUGCGCCUCAAUGCUAAGGCAUGCGUACAAUCAUCACAAAAAUUGUACAUGAUCAGUGUAACCGUUUAUACACGCUAGAGAAAGGACACGGUGCCACUUUCUGUUCUUGCCUCGCCUAGUCUUGAGAAUAGAAAGAACAACGUCCCGACGUGAUCUCGAAACGAAAAAAGAAAUGACAAGGCCAGGCAAACUAAAACAUCGGCAAGGCAAGCUAGGCUUUAACUGUUUUCCGAUACAAUUUAUCCUUGCUUUGCAACAAAAAAAAAAUCAUUUUUGUCAAUAUUUAUCCUUGCCUCGUGUAAAUGGGGAUUUAUUCACCUUUGAGAUUGGCUCUGAAAUAUGUAACUUUUAUGCUCUUUCAACUGGUUUACAUUAUUGCCACUGGAUUCUGAGCUGGAUAUUAUCUCUCACUUGGUUCUCGUGCAGUAUUAGGAUUUUAUCGCCAUCGGAACGUGGUUUAUUUGCAAGGAAAAAAACAACACAUUACCCAUGUCGGAACGGUAAAUUCUUAUGACUCCUGGGUUAUCAAUAUGCCACUCUCUAGUUACAACGUUUAGCAUUGUUAGAACUCGAACCAUAUAGCGAAGUAAUCUUUAAGAUGUUUCGCUGAGCUCUUACCAUAUUUCUCGUGUAAUAACAAGCCAGAAUCCAAAGUACGCUGAUUUGUUCACAAGGGUGCUGAUUUUAGUACUUGUUCUUCCUUCUCUUAUCCAGAAUAGCAAAGCUUACAGUCCAAAAAAUUAUAUUCUUGAAAACAAUCAAAGUUUGUUCCUUAGUCGUUUUUGGAGUACUGCAAUCAGCGUGAGAGAGCGUUGUGUUACGGGAGUACUUAAAUAGAACUGAAGAAGUUUCUAGAACGCUUAGUCAUGCUGACUCAUUAAGAACUCUUAAUGGAACUUUCUAGAACCCUUAGUCAGCAUAUUUUGUUAUGAUGCAACAGUAAUGUAAUGAUACUAAAAAUAAUUGCAUUACGAAUCCCCAGAACAUUUUGUAAAACAUAUACAAGGGGUCGCGAUCGGUUAAAGUUAGGCCUUUUUCAGUGAGUUAGUGUUGUCGUGAAGAGCCCAGAGGAGCUAGUGUUAUUACAGAGCCGGACUACAGAGAGUUGUUGGAGUUAUUUACUGUUAUUGGAAUCGUCAGCCGUGUGGUAGGGUUCCGUUGGAAAAAGUUUAAGUGGAUAUCGAUACGUUACAAGGAUCUCUCAGUGAAGAGAACUGUGAGUUGUGCAAUAAUACACUGAGGUUAUAGUUUUUUAGAGGGCUCUAAGUUAAGAAGAUAGUUAUCAUAUUAGUAUUGGUAUCGCUCCGUAGUAAGAUUAUUCUGUCAGUUAAUAAAGUAGUUGAGUUGGUAUGAGUUGUUUCUUUCUGGUGGUUGAGAAAAUACCGUAACAAUAGACAUAGUUACAAGAAAUUGUUUCGUCAACGGUUGGUUAUUUUGCUUUUAGGUACUGAAUAUUUUGAAUUUUUCUCGUGGGGAGAACCUUAUGCCACUCUUUUCAAGAUUGUUGCUGACCACCGUGCCUUGUUCCACAAGUCUUAUGUCGUAGAGGGAAUGAUAUCAAGUGGUACGAACAAGCAAUUGGAUGUGGCUCCGGGAAUUUGUGACGAUAGCUAGGUUUCGUACCCAACCUGAAAUCUCGCGGAAGGCACAACAAUAACUGGGGAACUAGCUUCGUAGAAACGACUCGGGAGCGAGAGCGGGAACUCCGAUCCUCACGACUCCCUGGUAUAGGCGACCUCUUCAAGCGAGCUUUUACAGACGUCAAGGACGAGACAACCUUUUGGUUCCAGAGUAACUUUUAUUCUAGACCAGGCAAACAACUUGCAUGAAUUCUAGCGUACCCAACUUUGUAAUCGAGAAACAUUUUCAAAGCACUUACUUAAAUAUUGAACUGGUGUGAGGUUCUAUUGUCCUCUGAAUUGACAAUAUUUGAGUAACAUUACAAAAGAACGGAAAAGGUCUCUUUGAAGUCAAAUGAUUUGUAUCUAACUAUUCAUACGUCGAAAUUGGAAGAGCAGAUUCAAUAAACUUUAGGUCAUUAAAAAUAGGAAACUUAGACGAGAAUUCACAGCUUGGAUAUUGAAAAUAUACCCAUGGCAAUUACAACAGAGCAGCUUAUAAAAUAAAAUGAAGAAUACAAUUGAAAUUAUCUGCUUAUCAAAGGAAGGUUGGUGUUAAGCUUGAUCGUAUGAAAGGAAAUUGAAGUUACGAGUAUAAACUCAGCUGCCAACUACCAUGAGAACUAAUUUGGCCAGAAAGACCAUUAACACUUACAAAAUUUCUCUAGAAUUGAACAACAAAAGUAGCGAGAUGCAGCUAAACAAGUUCAGUUGAUUAUUCAAAAAUUACUGUGGCUUUUUCUACAUUUUUAAAACAUUACAAUGAAAGAAACUCACAUGAAUUGAAAACGGCUAGAAUCCCGAAAACAACGAAUAAAUAUGCUUUAACAACCACGCAGAAAAAUCACUAAAUUUUCCCGUAACAUUCCUCCCACCUUAAAUCGAGACCUACUGGUCGAGGAAAACUUCGAGAAACCGUAAGGGUCAUAAUGACAAAUAUGAUUUAGCAUUCUUAUAGCAGAUAAAUUCUUCUUCAGGUUGAAUAAUAUUUACUUCUUAAUGCGCUUAUGUCCUGUUUCUCACCUUGCAUAACCUUCUAUUUCCUAAAUAGUAACUAACAUACGUUUUGAAGGAAUUUUAAAGACCCAUUUCCAACCGAGAUGCCUUGCGCGC
This is a messenger RNA of Stylophora pistillata, 5061 nucleotides long. RefSeq lists its product as uncharacterized. The record is from RefSeq and is a predicted model, not a curated record. Lineage: Eukaryota; Metazoa; Cnidaria; Anthozoa; Scleractinia; Pocilloporidae.